UUAAUUGGUAGUUGGUACAUCAGUAUUCAGUGGUGCGAAAGCUGUGGUGUGUGAUGGACGUGUAGUGAUAGUGUAAAAUGAAGUGGUUAAUUGUAAUCGGACUUUUUAUUUACGUGGAGCUAACUAAGGGCACCGCGAUACCGGUGCCGUCACAAGCUCCAACGAAAGAUUCAAGUAUUGCGGACACAACAGAAAAAGAAUAUAUAAAUUCAGAAGAAUUCAGCACGUACGAAGAUGUACGGUUAGAAGCCGAGUGCUUGGUCGGGAGUGAGUGGUUGAGUAAUUGUCACGCGUGUCGCUGCUCCAAGGAGGGCAGAGCCAUCUGCGUAAAACAAGAUGUCUGUGAUAAGACCUAUGGUGAACCGUUGAAAUGCAAGCCAGAAACGUCGUUCAAGAGAGACUGCAAUACAUGUAGAUGCCUCGACAAUGGACUAGUUCUUUGUACUAUGAAGGGUUGUUCACGAGGAACCAUUCUGAUGAAGGCGGAUUUGCAAUCGGGGAAAGAUUGUUCACCAGGCACGAGGUGGAAGAGCAGAUGCAACGAUUGUUUAUGCUCCCAAGAGGGUCUCAGCAACUGCACAAAACUCGAUUGUGAGGGACAAGAAAAUGAACCCAUACUCCGAUGUGCUCCGGACUCCAUGUGGAGGAACGAAUGCAACACUUGCUGGUGUACGACUAAUGGACACGCCAUGUGUACUAAAAUGGGCUGCUCAUUGCACACGAUUUCAGAUUGGAAGCCACAGCCAGCUGAAGAAAUAGAUAAUAGAUUUUUAUCGUCUAUGUCAAGGCAAAAUGCGUUCCAUAAAAUCCAGAGACGAUCUGUCUGUGAGCCGAAUGCAAAAUUCAAAGUCGACUGUAAUGAUUGCUUUUGUUCUUCAAAUGGAGAAGACAUAUCGUGCACACUUAAGGCUUGUUUCGGAGAAAGCCUGGAGGUAACAGAACAAAAGGAUAAACUACUAAGACUUAUCGAGACAAGUUCAUUCCAAGGCAAUCUUAUAAAACGUCCAAUAUGCAAAGCGAAUACAUUAUUCAAAGUUAAUUGCAACGAGUGCGCGUGCGCCGCUGAUGGGCAAAGCUACUCGUGUAGUGACGAUGAUUGCGAGGAUAGGGUUAUCAAUGAUGAUGUUGAGGUGUUUAUGAAGGAAGAGGGCCCAGACCACAUAGAACAUUCCGUGUGCAAGCCUCUCGCGGAGUUCCAUAUGGGUUGUAAUACUUGUCGUUGUAAUGGCAAUGGCAGUAACUUCUCUUGUACCAAUAAACCUUGUCCAUUACCUGAAGACGUUGAAAUAUUCAAAGAAUUGGAGGCCCGAAAAUCCGUUAACGCUUCGAAGGUCGUAUGCACUGCUAACAGAAUGUUUAUAAGAGACUGCAACACCUGUUGGUGCAAUGACAACGGCACUGGGUUCUUUUGCACGAGAAAAGUCUGCGUCCUUCCCGAAGACGGUGAAGAAAAUUCAGAGAAUUUGAGGACUAUCAAAAAGCAAUGUCGUCCCGACGAAGUGUUUGAACUGGACUGCAAUACAUGUCGGUGUAAUUCAGAUGGCGAGUCGUAUUCCUGCACACGGCGAGUCUGCGUUCCUGAACCUGACGAAGAGAACAAAAACAGAAGAAAGCGAGCAACUUCACAGCAAAAACCAAAUCCCGAUUCAACGCCGUCCAGGCCAGCUCCAACCUUAAAGGGUGCACCGAAGAACUGCCAACCAAACCAAGAGUUUCGUUUGGAUUGCAAUAAAUGCCUUUGUGAUAAUGAAGGCCAGAAUUACUCAUGCACGAGAAUUGAUUGCGCUGCCUUAAACAACAACAAUGGAGCUGAUAGGACAAAGCGAGAAGUAGCAUCACAGGAGCAGUUAAACUGUACACCUGGAACGGUCUUUGACCAGGGCUGCAACGUGUGCCAGUGCACCACUGAUGGAAACCACGCCGUAUGCUCCAUGAAACGUUGUCACGAUGAGAGUGAGAAUGAUAUUAAUGCUCCCGAGAACGACCCAAACUUCCGAUGCAAUCCGGGAGAACAAUUCAAACGCGGAUGCAAGGACUGUACUUGUUCAGCUGAUGGAAGGAGCACCUUCUGUACUCUACGUCUUUGUGACCAAGACAUCAACCCCGCGCUUUAGAUUUAUGCCACCCUGGUAGAUCAGUGAGUGAUUAUUUUACAGUGUUUUCUUUAAAUGUAAUAAUAAUAAAAAGCGAGCAAAUCCAAUAUCCAAGAUUACAAAGAAACGUACUUUUAUUUAUACAGUCCUGGUAUAUAGGAGUAUCAUUCAGGUUUUUAUAACGAAGUAAAAAACUUAAAAAUCUUGAAACAUUUUUUAUAGCCAUCAUAAAUAACAUUACAAUAUAACCAAUAAAAAGGUAAUUCGAAGUUAUAAACGGUAAAAUUCAUAAUAUUUUUCUCAUUCUUAUAAAAAUUGGAUUAGUAAUAUCUUAUUUGUCUUAUAAAUCUUUCAUUCAUACAAGAAUUUGCCAGGUUUUUUAAAGUCUAUUACGAACCAUAAUUACAAUACAUAGUUUAAAAAAAAGUUUAGUUCAAAACUUUAGUUUUCAUUUCACAAGGUGUCAUAAACAAAGUAUAGAAAUGUCAAAACCAAUUAGAUCAGUAAGUAUUAAUACUUCCAAGGAAGAAAAAUUAAUUUAGUUUUAACUACAUUGAUAGUAUUCACUUAAUUAUUCUUAUUUGUAUUGUUUUAGGCUUAAAGUAGAUAAGUUAUUGAUUUAUUUUCAUAUUGUCACAGAUUACAGCAAUAUCAAAUUGUAAACAAAAAAAAUUAGUAAAUUUCUUGAAAAUUCUAAUUCAGCAAAGAAUGUGAUUCGUAUUUUCAGAUUUACGACGCAUAGUAAAACCCGUAUAUAAUAAAUAGACCUAACACAUAUUAUGCUUUAUAUUAACUAGCAUUUAUAUAAAAACUGUAAGUCAUAAUGAAAUGAAAUAGGUUUGUUGAAACUUUUGGUAGAUUACAACACAUGAGCUCUAACGCACAAUUGUCUUUGUACAUAAUCUUAAAUGAUUACUUAGAUUAUAAUUUAUGUAUAACUUUUUACAGAAUAGGAUUCAUGAGUGCUUUUAUACACAUUUUAAUUGUAAUUCUUUAUUUUCAUGAUCAUACAUUGUUUAAUGUUAUAAUUUAAUACUGUAAACUGUAGCUAUGCUAUUUAUUGAAUCUGUGUCUAAGAUGGUCAUUAUUGUUUGAGUAUAUGUAAAAAUACAUUUUGA
Molecule: messenger RNA, 3211 nt
Organism: Pieris rapae (cabbage white)
Lineage: Eukaryota; Metazoa; Arthropoda; Insecta; Lepidoptera; Pieridae
Exons: 17
Coding region: 78-2114 (678 amino acids)
Molecular function (GO): peptidase inhibitor activity
Source: RefSeq, a predicted model, not a curated record